UUUGUUUCGACAAACUCAGCAACACGAGGGGGUUUCAACACUGGUUGCCGUAACUGUGUAAUACCCAGUUCGGCCGCGCCCAAACGGCACGAAUUAUUUGUGCAAACUGCAAAUUGUGUUGCUUAGUGCAUACAAGUAACCAUGGCUAGUUACGCCAAGCGGCUUUGGCUUGAGGAGGAUCUGGGAGAUGACUACCGCUGGUCGUAUCGCGUAUCCGAGGUGCUCUUUUCGGGCAGAAGCGAGUACCAGGAGGUCGACCUUGUUGAUACCCCGACGUGGGGAAAGGUUUUACUACUAGAUGGAAAGAUGCAGAGCACGGAAGCCGACGAAGAGGUGUACCAUGAGCUGCUGGUGCACCCCACACUGCUGCACCACCCCAACCCCAAGCGGGUGUUCAUCAUGGGAGGCGGCGAGGGCGCCACUGCUCGCGAGGUGCUGCGGCACCGCUCCGUGGAGCAGGUGGUCAUGGUGGACAUUGACAAGGUGGUCACCGACUUCUGCUCGCAGCAUCUGGCUCGCAACCAGGCCGCCUUCCGCGACCCGCGCCUGACGCUCAUCAACGACGACGCGCGCGUGCAGCUGGAGGCGGCGGAGGAUGCCUCCUUUGACGUCAUCAUCGCCGACCUGGCGGACCCGCUGGACGGGGGGCCUUGCUACCAGCUCUACACGCAGGAGUUUUACCGCAACGUGGUGCUCCGCAAGCUGGCUCCCGGGGGCGUCUUUGUGACGCAGAGCGGCCCCGCGGGCUUCCUCUCCUGCCGCGAGGUAUUCGCCUCCAUCCACGCAACCGUGCGCUCCGUGUUCCCCGCCGUGCUGGCCUACGCGCAGCACAUCCCCUCCUUCUGCGACACAUGGGGCUUCAACAUCGGCUUCCAGGACCCGCAGCAGGCGCCGGUGCUGUCGCCGGAGGAGAUGGACGCACGCAUCUCCGAGCGGAUCAGCAACGGGCCACUGGGCUUCCUGGACGGUACGACGUUUGCGGGGCUGCGGCAGUUGAAUAAGAUGGUUCGUGCUGCGCUUGAGGGGCCCGAUGUGGAGGUGUACACGUUGGAUAACGCGCGCUUCAUUCAUGGGGCGGGAGUCAAGUCGGCUGGGUCAUGAAAGUCAUGAGGGAAUGGGGCGUUGCUGAGGUGGAGGUGGAGGCGGUGGUGGUGGGAAGCCAGUGAUAGCUGAUAAGGGGCGGGUCCUUUGGUAUGGGUGCCUGCCUUUUCGUUUCUGGAGGGCUGGUUGCUGACCUCGAAAUGAUUGGGUGGUACGACAGCUGUGUGAAGUACGUGAGAGAGGGAGCCGGUGCAUGCGGCUGCGCCUGCGUGCGGCUUUUUUAGUAAGCGCACAGCAGCCUCCGGCAUGAGUCGCCAUAUGACUGAUUGGUCGAAAUUGACAGCAGAUGGCUAGUACUGACGACACUUGACGGGUCUUGAAUGGGAGAAGGGGUUGGCCAAUUAGACCGCUUGCCCCCACGUUGCUGUGAGCGUAUGUGCGGGGGGAAGCGUGGGAGCUGCUGCUGCCACGCAACGUUCUUUUUGUACGAGAGCGCAAGCGUUGGAACGGCAUGCAUGCUCAAAGACGCGAUACAACCGUAACCUGACCGCCGUAAUGCGCUGUCUUGUCUGGACGUGCCGGUGCUUAUCCAUGAUCGGAGGCUGCCCAAGGGGCCCCGAAAGAGUGCGAGAGUGCGCUUGAACAGAACAGUUUUGGUGUGACGUGACUUCUGCUGUGCCGGCGAAGUGUAGCGGAUUUGGUGGGUGGCAUUUUGGAAGCGGUUUCAGUGCGAGAGGGGCCCUACCGCUGCAGCAGCCGCAGGUUGUUAGCAGGUGAUACGUGGUGCAACGAAGAAAGGCGUGAGGGGUGGGUGCUGCAUGCGGAGUGGCGGGCGUGAUGCGCUGUAAGAGGCAAAAUAGCCACAGUAAGAGCCGAGCAGCGGAUGCUAUACGUUCGGUCUUGGGUGCGGGGUG
Messenger RNA from Astrephomene gubernaculifera, 1955 nucleotides. NCBI's taxonomy places the organism in Eukaryota, Viridiplantae, Chlorophyta, Chlorophyceae, Chlamydomonadales, Astrephomenaceae. The record is from the annotation of a GenBank genome assembly.